Molecule: messenger RNA, 192 nt
Organism: Prunus armeniaca (apricot)
Lineage: Eukaryota; Viridiplantae; Streptophyta; Magnoliopsida; Rosales; Rosaceae
Source: the annotation of a GenBank genome assembly
AUGAGGGAAGCAGUCGUCAAGCUCCGGGCACCGGUGUGGUGCCGGCCGAAGGCUCUCCGAUGCCUAAGUCAGCUAAGAAUGUCGGGAGUUUCGGCAGGUGCUUGGCACCUCGGAAGAGUGUCUUCCUUCGGCAAGAGGGAAGGCGUGUCUGCCUUGGUGCUAGUUGUUUUGAGACUGGAUAUGCUCGGUUGA